AUGGAUUUCCUCCUGGCUCUGGUGCUCGGCUCCUCGCUCUACCUGCAGGCGGCUGCCGAGUUCGACGUGAGGUGGCCCAGGCAAAUAGUGUCAUCCAUUGGCCUGUGUCGUUAUGGUGGGAGGAUUGACUGCUGCUGGGGCUGGGCCCGCCGCUCCUGGGGACAGUGUCAGCCUUUCUACGUCUUAAGGCAGAGAAUAGCCAGGAUAAGGUGCCAGCUCAAAGCUGUAUGCCAACCACAGUGCAAACAUGGUGAAUGUAUUGGACCCAACAAGUGCAAGUGCCAUCCUGGAUAUGCUGGAAAAACCUGCAGUCAAGACGAACACUUCUACCCAACUCCUCUUGACCAAGGCAGUGAACAGCCUCUUUUCCAACCCCUGGAUCAUCAAGCCACAAGUUUACCUUCAAGGGAUCUAAAUGAGUGUGGCCUGAAGCCGCGACCCUGCAAGCACAGGUGCAUGAACACUUACGGCAGCUACAAGUGCUACUGUCUCAACGGAUAUAUGCUCAUGCCAGAUGGGUCCUGCUCAAGUGCCCUGACGUGCUCCAUGGCAAACUGUCAGUAUGGCUGUGAUGUUGUCAAAGGACAGAUACGGUGCCAGUGCCCCUCUCCUGGCCUACAGCUGGCUCCUGAUGGGAGGACCUGUAUGGAUGUUGAUGAAUGUGCCACCGGGAGAGUGUCCUGCCCUAGAUUUAGGCAGUGUGUCAACACUUUUGGGAGCUACAUCUGCAAGUGUCAUAAAGGCUUCGACCUCAUGUACAUUGCAGGCAAAUACCAAUGUCACGAUAUAGAUGAAUGUUCCCUUGGUCAGUAUCAGUGCAGCCGCUUCGCUCGAUGUUACAACUUGCACGGGUCCUACAAGUGUAAAUGUAAAGAUGGAUACCAGGGCGAUGGACUGAGUUGUGUGUAUAUUCCAAAAGUCAUGAUUGAGCCAUCAGGUCCAAUUCAUGUACCAAAGGGAAAUGGUACUAUUUCAAAGGGUGACGGAGGACACAGUAAUUGGAUUCCUGACGUUGGAAGUACUAGGUGGCCUCUGAAGACACCAUAUAUUCCUCCUGCUACCAACAGGCCCACUUUUAAGCCAACAGUAAGACCUACACCAGAGCCAACACCGCAGCCAACCCCACCGCCAUCCACAGAAUUCGGAACAUCACCAAUAACAACCCCGGAAAGACCAAGCACCAGACUAACAACUGUACUGCCAGUUGCCACUACAUCUCCAAGAUGGAUUACAGUUGACAACAGGAUACAGACAGAUCCUCAGAAGCCCAGAGGAGAUGUGUUCAUUCCACGGCAGCCUUCAAAUGACUUGUUUGAAAUAUUUGAAAUUGAAAGAGGAGUCAGUGCAGACGAUGAAGCGAAGGAUGAUCCAGGUGUUCUGAUACACAGUUGUAAUUUCGACCAUGGGCUUUGUGGAUGGAUCAGAGAAAAAGACAGUGACUUGCACUGGGAACCAGUUAGAGAUCCAGCAGGUGGACAAUAUCUGACAGUCUCGGGAGCCAAAGGCCCAGGGGGAAAGGCCGCUCGCUUGGUGCUACCUCUCGGCCACCUCAUGCAUUCAGGGGACCUGUGCCUGUCGUUCAGGCACAAGGUGACUGGGCUGCACUCCGGCACGCUCCAGGUGUUUGUGAGAAAACACGGUGCCCACGGAGCAGCCCUGUGGGGAAGAAAUGGUGGCCGUGGCUGGAGGCACACACAGAUCACCUUGCGAGGGGCUGACGUCAAGAGCGUCAUCUUCAGAGGUGAAAAAAGGCGUGGCCACACUGGGGAGAUUGGAUUGGAUGAUGUGAGCCUGAGAAAAGGCCACUGCUCUGAAGAACGCGAGCAACUCCCGAACUAG
Puma concolor (puma) is the source of this 1839-nucleotide messenger RNA. It is a transcript of the gene NPNT, whose product is annotated as nephronectin. The record is from RefSeq and is a predicted model, not a curated record. Gene Ontology annotation, cellular component: membrane. Gene Ontology annotation, molecular function: calcium ion binding. NCBI's taxonomy places the organism in Eukaryota, Metazoa, Chordata, Mammalia, Carnivora, Felidae.